This is a messenger RNA of Chanos chanos (milkfish), 2999 nucleotides long. RefSeq names its product ezrin a (gene ezra). Gene Ontology annotation, molecular function: actin binding. NCBI's taxonomy places the organism in Eukaryota, Metazoa, Chordata, Actinopteri, Gonorynchiformes, Chanidae. Gene Ontology annotation, cellular component: cytoskeleton. The record is from RefSeq and is a predicted model, not a curated record. The transcript has 13 exons. Bases 292 to 2046 code for a protein of 584 amino acids.
UGUCAAGGUGCUGAAUUGGGCCUAUUUGCUCUUUAAGUGGAAACUUGGCACUCUUUAACUUGAGUACACGCUAACUUAUCGUAAUCAUCAUCUGGGUGAGGCUCUGAUACCACGGAGCAAAACGAGUAACCAAUGACCCCCUCGCUCAGUCAUCCCCGCACACACUGAUCUCACAGACGGAAACGGAGUGUACGAGCACGGGUUUACCGUGUUUUGUGAAGAGGAGUAAGAGUCUUGGAGCCGAUUUAAUUUUGACGACGUCGUAUCCGUGCGGAACAAACAUAACCGAAAAUGCCUAAGCCAAUUAGUGUUCGAAUCACCACCAUGGAUGCGGAGCUGGAAUUUGCCAUCCAGAGUGUCACUACAGGCAAACAGCUGUUUGACCAGGUGGUGAGGACAAUUGGCCUGCGUGAAGUGUGGUAUUUUGGCUUGCAGUACAUGGACAAUAAAGGAUUCAUUACGUGGCUGAAACUUGACAAAAAGGUCUCUUCCCAGGACGUAAAACGAGAAAAUCCCAUGCAGUUCAAGUUCCGUGCCAAGUACUAUCCAGAAGACGUGGCUGACGAGCUGAUCCAAGACAUCACACGCAAACUCUUCUUCAUGCAAGUGAAGGAUGCCAUCCUGAGUGAUGAUGUCUACUGCCCCCCGGAAUCCGCCGUGCUGUUGGCCUCUUACUCAGUACAGGCCAAGUUUGGCAACUAUAGCAAAGAAAAUCACAAGCCUGGCUACCUAACAGCAGAGCGCCUGUUGCCCCAGAGAGUGCUAGAUCAGCACAAGCUGUCUAAGGAACAGUGGGAGGAGAGGAUCCAGAUUUGGCAUGCUGAGCACAAAGGGAUGCACAAGGAUGAUGCUAUGCUGGAGUAUCUGAAGAUUGCACAGGAUCUGGAGAUGUACGGAGUAAACUACUUUGACAUCAAAAACAAAAAAGGGACCGACUUAUGGCUUGGAGUGGAUGCACUGGGACUUAACAUCUACGAGAAGGAUGACAAGCUGACUCCAAAGAUUGGAUUUCCCUGGAGUGAGAUCAGGAACAUUUCCUUCAAUGACAAAAAAUUUAUCAUCAAACCCAUAGACAAAAAGGCCCCGGACUUUGUGUUCUAUGCUCCGCGGCUCCGUGUUAACAAGCGAAUUCUACUGCUUUGUAUGGGGAAUCAUGAGCUGUACAUGCAGCGCAGAAAGCCUGAUACCAUUGAGGUGCAGCAGAUGAAGGCCCAGGCCAGAGAGGAGAGACAACAGAGACAGAUGGAGAGGGCUCAACUGGAAAAUGAGAAGAAGAGGAGAGAGGCCAUUGAGAGGGAGAAAGAGCGAAUUGAGAGAGAGAAACAAGAGAUGAUGACAAGGCUGUAUGAGUUUGAAGAGCAGAACAAGAAGGCAGAAAGAGAGCUGAGGGAACAAAUGGAGAGGGCUUUACAGCUGGAAGAGGAGCGCCGCAGGGUAGCAGAGGAGGCUGCACGGCUGGAGGCCGAACGACUUGCUGCUCUGGAGGCCAAAGAAGCACUGGCCAGGCAGGCUGAAGACCAGAUUAAGACCCAGGAACAACUGGCUGCAGAGUUGGCAGAGUAUACAGCAAGGAUUUCUUUGCUGGAGGAAGCUAAGAGAACGAAAGAAGAAGAGGCUGAACAAUGGCAAGUCAGAGCCAGAGAGAUGCAAGAUGACCUGGUGAAAACACGGGAGGAAUUAAACUUAGUGAUGUCAUCACCUCCAGCGGCAUCUCCAGUGGAGUACGAAAAUCAUGAUCAUGAGAACGAGCAUAAUGAAAAUGAGGAGAUCCACACCACUUACAGUGCUGAGUUCCACAUAGAUGGCAUAGUGGACCACCGCUAUGAGGAGGAACGCCUGACAGAGGCUGAGAAAAACAUGCGUGUGCAGAAACAGCUCAUGGCUCUGAGCUCAGAACUGGCUGAAGCGAGAGACAGCUCCAUGAAGACUCAAAACGAUCUUCUACACAUGGAAAACGUCCGCCUGGGCCGGGACAAGUACAAGACGCUGCGCCAGAUCCGCAUGGGCAACACCAAACAGAGGAUUGAUGAAUUUGAAGCUUUGUAAUAACUGAUGGUCUCUGUAAAUUGCUUAAGCUGUAGCAAACUCUGUACCUGGGUACAUUGCUGCUCUUUAAAAACAGGCGCUUCACAUAACAUUCAAGCCCACGUUUUUGAAGUUUCCUAAUAUCUGCGCAUUCACUAAAAUAAUUGAAUUUUGCCUAGAAGAGUACUGAUUAAUAAACAAGAUGACCUAUUGUAAAUGCAAGUGUCAGCCACCUUGCAUUAAUUAGUGAGACAAUCUUGCUUUCUGUGUCUAUGAUAAUCAGCUCCCUGCACUCAUAUGUAAACCAAGCUGGUAUAUGCACAGCCAUUGAGGACACCUCAUAUACAGCUGGACUUCAGUAUUCACAUUAUUCACAUUACUUCAUAUUCUUUUGGAUAAUUAUUUAGUUCAUAAUAUUUGUGCCAAAGUUUUUUUUUUUUUUUUUUUUUUUUUUAAGUGAAAUCAUGUGUAUGGUGACUUUUUUGAUUUCUCAUUCUGUAAAAAAAAAUGAGACAGACUAAGCUAUUUUUGAAAUCUUAAAGACAGAUCAAGAAUUAAUUAGUAUUAGCUUUAUUGUGUUGUGAUUUCCUUGGAAAUUGUUCUCCACAUAGACUGGUGACCAUAGGUGACCUUAGGUGACCAUUUCUUCACGUUCAAACAGCUUACCGUUUUUCCCUACAGAGUAUCUCAGAAAAUGUGUCAGAGUUUGAAUUUACAAUUUCUCUCUCUCACAUACAAACGCAUUAUUUAUAGAACAAUUUUGGUAAAGUGCCUUUUUAAAUUUUGCCUUUUAAUGACAUUUGAAUGAAAUUUUAAACCUAGCUUUUAUUUGAAAGAUGUGGUCUGUAGUCUGUGUGAUUCACUAAGUGUGAACACGUGAGUGUUUGAUGCUGUGUUGCUUCUGUAUAUCUGAUACUGGCAAAAAGAGGUGUUCGAUUUUCAUGAGACAAUAAAGAUCAACGACACGUCUACCA